Molecule: messenger RNA, 1306 nt
Organism: Pteropus alecto (black flying fox)
Lineage: Eukaryota; Metazoa; Chordata; Mammalia; Chiroptera; Pteropodidae
Gene: CUNH14orf119
Product: chromosome unknown C14orf119 homolog
Exons: 2
Coding region: 152-574 (140 amino acids)
Source: RefSeq, a predicted model, not a curated record
GGGUGUUUGGGGCUGGCCAAGGACCGGAAGUGCGUGGGCUCCCUGGCUAGCCUUGCUUGGGGUUUUCAGGAAACAUGGAAGCGGCGGCGGUAGUUGGAGUCUAAGCACUCUUGUGACGGCCUCUCGGUGCUCUGUGAGAGGAAAGGGGAGGAUGCCACUGGAAUCAUCAUCUUCGAUGCAACUAUCCUCUUCUCCCUUACCCUUGGUGCCAGACAAUUUUACUAACUCUUCCCCUCCCCCAAUGUCUUACAUCACUUCCCAGGAGAUGAAGUGUAUUCUUCACUGGUUUGCCGGUUGGUCAGGUCCCCAGCGUGAACGUUUCCUACAGGACCUGGUAGCUAAGGCAGUGCCAGGAAAGUUACAGCCACUGCUGGAAAGUCUGGAGCAGCUUAGUGUGUCUGGAGCAAACCGACCACCUUGCAUCUUUGAGUGCCAGCUACGUCUUUGGGAUCAGUGGUUUCGAGGUUGGGCUGAGGAGGAACGCAAUGAAUUUGUCAGGCAGCUGGAGAUCAGUGAGCCAGACUUCGUGGCAAAGUUUUACCAAGCAGUAGCUGCUACAGCUGGUAAAGACUGAUAGUCAUUAAAAUCAAAGAAGAUAAGCAUAGCCGAUGGAGCCGAAGCCACAACCUUACAGUGAGAACUUUGACUAUAUCACUUAAAGAUCUGGGGAUGGUAUCUCAAUCUGUUGAUUGAACAUGAUGACCACCAAUAUAGGCCUGGUUAUUUCGAUGUUAACAGCAUGUCACCUGGACUCCUAGUGUAAAUGUUUUCCAUCUAAGCAAAUCCAGAUCAGCAGUUUGUCUUAUAGCUUGCUUCUUUUCAAGAGAUGUCAAACCCUCAAGAAUUUAAUAGCUUCCUUUGCAACUAUAACCAAAAGGCAUCUACACAUUAUAACUGAAGUCUACUGCUGGCCCAUGGGGAUAUAAAGUAGAGCCCUCCUACUCCAGAAACAGGAGAGAAAGGCAAUAAAAGGUCAUAGUUUUAUAGUUGAGCUGGAUUCAAAUGGCUGGUUUCACCGCCCUUACCAGAUUCUGGCAUAAUUAUGUGACAUCCUAACCACUAACUUUCUUGUGAUGAUUUAGUAAAAUUAUGGAAAAAUCGGGAGGGUGGUAAUGAGUUACUCCUUCCUCCACGUUGAUGUUUGAAUCCAAAUAGCAAUGACUUUUUUGCUAAAGCAUAUGUGAUAUCCUUGGAGCUGGUAGCAGAUAUUCUGUAAGUUUGCUCUGCAACAAUAUGAAAACAAGUGGCACUUUUUACAGGUUGAAGGUUUAUUUUUUAUACCAAAAUAAAGAACGGAUCUUUGGAA